Molecule: messenger RNA, 816 nt
Organism: Cricetulus griseus (Chinese hamster)
Lineage: Eukaryota; Metazoa; Chordata; Mammalia; Rodentia; Cricetidae
Source: RefSeq, a predicted model, not a curated record
AGGAGGAGGGUGAGUCAUGGGCAACUGGUAAGAAAUGAAAACAGAGCGGCUGGGGCAAGUCUGUUUCCUGGAGAUGCCCUUCUUAUAAAAGCCCAGCUGGCCAUUGCCUUCACACAGUAUCCCACUAACAGAGAGUCUGCUCAUCUCUGCACAUAAGGACCAAGUGCUAUCUAAACAUGAGUUCCCACCAGCAGAAGCAGCCCUGCACUGCACCCCCUCAGCUGCAACAGCAUCAGGUGAAACAGCCUUGCCAGCCACCACCCCAGGAACCCUGUGGCCCCAAAACCAAGGAUCCCUGCAACCCCAAGGUUCCUGAGCCCUGCCAGCCUAAGGUGCCUGAGCCCUGCCAGCCUAAGGUGCCUGAGCCCUGCCAGCCUAAGGUGCCAGAGCCCUGCCAGCCUAAGGUGCCUGAGCCCUGCCACCCCAAGGCACCUGAGCCUUGCCACCCAGUUGUUCCUGAGCCAUGCCCCUCAAAUGUCACUCCGGAGCCAUGCCAGCAGAAGACAAAACAGAAGUAAUGUCAUCCGAAGCCAUGCCUUGAAGACCUGAUCCCUGGAUGCCAAGGCCCCUUUACAUUCUGUUUGUUCAUCCAAUUGCCCUGUGCUUCACAUGCUGUGACCUUAGGUCUUAAUCCCUCCCUCUUUGCACCACCUAAAAAGAUGUCUCUCCCAUUCAUUCUCGGGGCUUCCUGAGUCUCUCAACAUGGCCCAAAGUCUUGGUUAAUCUUCCCAUGGUUUAGGAUCAUCUGAAGUGGGAUAGGGAGUGAGACAAGUGAAUUUUAAAUGUUCUUCUCCAAUUAAAUACCUUUUAACUCCA